AUGAAUAUUCAGUACUUAAGGGCCCUGCCUCGAACAUCUUCUAUUCCAGUCGCUAUUCGUAUAGCUUCCCAACCGGAGAUUAUUCGACUCUAUGCCACACAAAGUGACCUAGGUGGUGGCUCCCGAAAAACGACAAGAAAGAACAUCACAGUCCUAUCCGACGAUGGGCGAUACGGGUGGAAUGAACUUAGUGGCCGAGAAAAGGUUGCGCGUGCUACACAGCAAUCGUUUAACUUCGUGAUAGUACUAGCCGGUGUGGUGCUAACGGGUGGUGUCUUUACACUUCUGUAUCAAGAAGUAUUUUCACCGAAUAGCCGGACAUGGCAAUUUGAGAAAGCAGUCGAGCGUAUCAAGGAUGAUCCCCGUUGUAUCAUGCUUCUCGGUGAUCGGAGGGAGAUCAAGGCAUUUGGUGAAAAUACGUCUAGCCGAUGGGCAAGGAACAGACCUAUUGCGACUACUGAGGAGAAGGACCGUCUAGGUCGUGAACACCUUCGCAUGAACUUUCACGUUGAGGGACCCUUGAACGCUGGAGUUGUCAUUGUGCACAUGAUGAAGCCCCUGGACAGAAAUGAGUGGGAGUAUCAACUCCUAGCUCUAGACGUUAAGGGGCACUCUCGCCUCAUUUUGGAGAAGGCUACUGAAAAGCCUAGCGUGGCUAGCUCCUUGAAGCUCUUCGGUAUACAGUGGCGAUAA
Molecule: messenger RNA, 693 nt
Organism: Penicillium taxi
Lineage: Eukaryota; Fungi; Ascomycota; Eurotiomycetes; Eurotiales; Aspergillaceae
Gene: tim21
Product: protein tim21
Exons: 4
Coding region: 1-693 (230 amino acids)
Biological process (GO): protein import into mitochondrial matrix
Cellular component (GO): TIM23 mitochondrial import inner membrane translocase complex
Source: RefSeq, a predicted model, not a curated record